Eurytemora carolleeae is the source of this 1232-nucleotide messenger RNA. RefSeq names its product mitochondrial thiamine pyrophosphate carrier. Gene Ontology annotation, cellular component: mitochondrial inner membrane. The transcript is spliced from 14 exons. The record is from RefSeq and is a predicted model, not a curated record. Gene Ontology annotation, molecular function: thiamine transmembrane transporter activity. Bases 36 to 950 code for a protein of 304 amino acids. Gene Ontology annotation, biological process: thiamine pyrophosphate transmembrane transport. NCBI's taxonomy places the organism in Eukaryota, Metazoa, Arthropoda, Copepoda, Calanoida, Temoridae.
UUGAUUGAUUGUUAUUUCAGAUUUUCUUGUUUAAAAUGUCCCUGGUGGGAUAUAGUAGUACUGCUAAAACAUCUAAACUCUCUUUAUGGGAUAGAUCAGCUGCGGGAGGUCUUAGUGGAGCUGUGUCAAGGCUGAUUCUUCAACCUCUGGAUGUUGCGAAAAUUCGCCUUCAGCUCCAGGUAGAGAGUGGUGGAGGAAGAACUUACUCUGGACUUCUCCAUCUUCUAGCCAGAAUGCCUAGAGAAGAAGGAAUUAAAUCGUUGUGGAAAGGUCAUGUACCCGCUCAAAUUCUCAGUAUUAGCUAUGGUCUUUCNGAACUGAAAGACAAACGGAUUGACAAAUCUAACGGUUAUUUUUCAGCUGGAUGUGUUGGUACAUUCGUCUCUUUUCCUUUUGAUGUCAUUAGAACUCGAAUGGUUGCUCAGCCUGAGACUAGAAGAAUCUAUAGUUCUCUUGUUGAUGCUGUUUAUAAACUAAAUACAGAGGGAGGCUUCAGAGCUUUUUAUAAAGGUUUUGGUCCAACCAUGGUUGCUAUGAUUCCACAGACUGGGUUACAAUUCGGAUUCUAUUCUUUAUUUAGUCAGGUGAUGAGUAAUUUUGUAACAGUUCACGAUCACCUCCUGGGACACGAAGUUAUGACUGUUCUUGGUAGUUUAUCCUGUGGAGGGCUGGCAGGUGUAUGUGCUAAACUGUCUAUUUAUCCUCUGGAUACAGUGAAAAAACGGCUUCAAGUCUCUGGUUGGGAAAAGGGAAGAGCAGGUUUAGGUAUAACACUUCAAUACAAAGGAGCGGUUCACUGUACAAAGGAUAUAUUGCAACGAGAAGGAGCUAGAGGAUUAUUUAAAGGAGUUUUACCAGCCCUGGUCAAAUCUGCUGCUAAUUCCAGUUUAAAUUUUUGGCUGUACGAGAAUUUUUCCUAUCUAUUGGCGCUCCGACUAGUGGAAAGAUGAUAGGAUAAAAAUAUUAUUUAGAUUUGUUAAUUUAAUAUUUUUAGAUAAUUUAUAGAAUUAAAUUUUAGAAAGUAAAAAACAUGUCGUAAACUUAUUUUGCUUUUUAUGCACUCUGCUGAGUUAUGCCUGUCUAUGACUCUGUUUGUACUGUACUGCAAUGUACUGUACUGAACACUUCCAACAAAAAAUUCCUCAUCAGUAUUAAAUGACGAUUAGUUAAGAUACUUUGUAGAAUUUUUUAAAAUCCUAAUAUCCCUCAUUUGAAAUAAAAAUAGUUAUUAA